Messenger RNA from Dermacentor silvarum, 775 nucleotides. RefSeq lists its product as uncharacterized. The record is from RefSeq and is a predicted model, not a curated record. The transcript has 2 exons. Lineage: Eukaryota; Metazoa; Arthropoda; Arachnida; Ixodida; Ixodidae. Bases 258 to 659 code for a protein of 133 amino acids.
GCGAGCGAGCUCGUGGCCCAUUCGAAAUUUCGGGGCGGCGCUGAUCAGACGCCACGGUUCGAGAGCAGCGUUCUUCGCCCCGGUCCCGCCCUAGGUGUCAGCUCGGCCCGCGUCCGGUGGAGGCUCGCAGGGACACUGCGGCGAAACCAGUGACUACGCCAGCGGGCAUCGCUCGUCGACCGGCCUACGGAGGACCGUCGAGCGAAAGGAAGCGGUGCAGGCCUGCUGGGAGACAGCGGUAACCAAGAGCUGCAGCCAUGAGCAACUCGAGCAUCUGCGUGCACGAGACGCACAUCCGGCCCGUGAUCGGCGUCAUCCAGCAGCAGGGCAAGGACGAAGAGCCGCGCAUAGAAGUGGGCGAGGUGACGCUGGGCACCGACAAUGUGCUGGCCGGUAGCCUGACCGUGUACGGCGGCGGCCAGUACCACGUCAAGACCACCGUCGCGGACGAGGUGGCCAGCUACGAGAUCACCGACGAGAAGGGCCAGACGCGGAACAUCCUCGUCGCCGUGCCCAAGCCCCCGGUCGAGAAGAUCAAGUUUGAGCGCCGCAUCAUCCUCGAGAACGGCGUGGAGACCAUCGAGGAGUACCAGAACAACAAGAUAGUGCGCCGCAUCGUUGACGGCCAGGAAGCUCCGCUCGUUGAAGAGAAGAAGUAGGGUGACGGCGGCGCCCCGAGCCGUUGACGAGAUUCCGGACACUGCAUGCGAGCCAGGUCGGCGGCGGCAGCAGCCCAGCCUUUUUGCUGUCGUCAGUAAACUUGGCCGCAAAAAAU